Silurus meridionalis is the source of this 2398-nucleotide messenger RNA. RefSeq names its product cytochrome P450 4F3 (gene cyp4f3). NCBI's taxonomy places the organism in Eukaryota, Metazoa, Chordata, Actinopteri, Siluriformes, Siluridae. The coding region runs from base 116 to 1702 and encodes 528 amino acids. The record is from RefSeq and is a predicted model, not a curated record. The transcript has 13 exons. Gene Ontology annotation, molecular function: monooxygenase activity; iron ion binding; oxidoreductase activity, acting on paired donors, with incorporation or reduction of molecular oxygen.
GCGUGCGUGUGGAGGAAGUUGCCCAGCAGAUUGUUUCUGAUGUUAACAUACAUUGUUGCAACAGAAAAGUUCUCACAGCUGCUCGAAGCACGUGCAUACAACUUCUGGAGUUAGGAUGGCUGUGUUGUUUUUUGAAGCUCUGGGGGCCCUGCUGCCCCGGGCACUGUGCGCGUGCUCACUGUCCGGUGCACUGUGCAUGUGCGCGCUCGCGCUAGCGGCGCUCCUCGGCGCGCGCCUCGCGCAGCUGCUGUGGAGGCGCAAGCGCUUCUCGUGCUUCAGCGUUCCGCCGCAGCGCAACUGGUUUCUGGGGCACAUGGGUAUGUUCCGGUCUGAUGAAGUGGGUCUUCAGGAGGUGGAUGAGCUUGUAAGGACGUACCAUCACUCCUGUGCCUGGUUCCUUGGUCCUUUUUAUAACCUUGUGAGAGUUUUUCAUCCUGACUACGUCAAACCUUUGCUUCUUGCCUCGGCUUCUAUUACAUUUAAAGAUGAACUGUUCUAUGGGUUUAUGAGACCAUGGCUUGGACAGGGCCUUCUACUGAGCAAUGGAAAACAGUGGUCUCGUCAGCGUCGUCUUCUCACUCCGGCCUUUCACUUUGACAUCCUGAAAAGCUACAUUCAUAUCUUCAACAGCUCCACUAACAUCAUGCAUGAGAAAUGGCGCCGUCUGCUGGCAGAAGGGAAGAAUGACUUUGACAUGUUUGAACACGUGAGCUUGAUGACACUUGACAGUCUCCUGAAAUGCACUUUCAGCUAUGACAGCCACUGCCAGGAAAAAUCCAGCUUGUACAUCUCUGCCAUUUUUGAACUAAGUGAGUUGGUGGUGAAGAGGCAGCGCUGCCUCCUUCAUCACUGGGAGUGGCUGUAUAAGCGCUCUGCAGACGGGCAGCGUUUCCAUCGGGCCUGUGAAAUUGUUCACAACUUCACCGCCAAAGUUGUACAAGAGCGCCGUUCCCAGUUUCUCAGUCAGGAACAGACUGAAAGCAGCACACAUGCAAGCAGGAAGAGGAGAGCAAUUGACUUCAUAGAGGUGCUGCUUCUGUCAAAGGAUGAGAAUGGAGAAGGUCUGUCAAACGAGGAAAUUAAAGCUCAAGCAGACACGUUCAUGUUCGCAGGUCAUGACACAACAGCGAGUGCAAUCUCCUGGGUUCUGUUUAAUCUGGCCAUGCACCAGGAGUACCAAGACCGCUGUCGUUCUGAGAUCAAUGCGCUUCUUGAAGACAGAAACACUGACGAGCUUGUCUGGGAAGACCUGAGUAACCUGACCUUUACAACCAUGUGCAUUAAGGAAAGUAUGAGGAUUUGUCCACCUGUGUUGGCUUUAACCCGAUACUACUCUCAGGAUAUAAAUGUUCCUGGGGGACGCAUACUACCAGAGGGAGCUAUCGGUCUGAUCAGUGUUUAUGGUACCCAUCGCAAUCCAGAUGUGUGGCCUAAUCCAGAGGUGUUUGACCCAAUGCGGUUUGACCCUGACAACCAGAAACAACGCUCCCCAUAUGCUUAUAUUCCCUUUUCAGCUGGUCCAAGGAACUGUGUUGGUCAAAACUUUGCCAUGGCGGAGAUCCGUGUGGUUCUGGCACUUACUCUGAGAAGAUUCAGGGUUCUUCCAGGGUCCAGAUUACCAAAUCGUCUUUAUUUGCUCAUAAUGAGAGCAGAAGGAGGCCUUCCUCUAAUGCUGGAACCCCUGUCACCUCCCACAAGUUAAAACAGACACACAUACUUUAGCCCACUAGCAUUUUGAAAACUUGCACAGCAACAAAUAUGUGAUUGACUAUUUUAUCAUUAUUUUCACUGAUAUUUGACCUGUUCUGUAAAGGGAAAUGUGGAGUUUUAGAGAUGCAGAACAUUCAGAGGUCACCAACACAUUAUCAGUAUGGACACAUAAUCAGUAAGAAUCUGUCUAUGGUUAUGUGGAUCCUUCCUUAUUCCUUUUUUCCUGUUUUCCUAUUUACUCUUUUUUUCUUGGCUUUGUGCAAUUUACGAUGAACUUAUUUAUAGAAGUGCACUAUUGAGGGCCAAGCCUUGCUCAAGCGCCCAACUGUAGACCUUUAAAUCAGAAGGAAACAUGUUGCAGUUUUUCUCAGUCGCUUUGGAGCCUUUCUCCUCAAUAUUUGCAAACCAGUAAGUGCACAUUGUCAAAACAAUGUGUACAAUGAAAAGUCCUUUUGUCAUUGUUCACAAACAAGAUCGUCAAAAUGUUCAGUCAUGUUAUCAGGAUGACGCUGCACAGUUUCAGUAUUUCUUGAUGUAAACUAAGGUUUGGGUCACAAUGAUUAUUAAUGCACAAAAUUAUAAUUUUUUCUGUUUGGCAUCUAUGAAUUUCAGUAGCACAAAUUUAUUUGAUUGCAUAUUUGCAAAUUUUUAUUGAUUGCAAGAGAUCGUUCAGGAUUCACACUUUUAC